AAAAAUACUUCUGGAUAUAGCGGCAGUGCGGCGGCAUUUCGCAUUUUGGAGCUCAACCUCUUCGCCAAUGGAAGCAGGUGUUCUCAACUCUCAUCACUUCAAACCCCAACUCUUUGGAACAAAGUCUUUGAAAAUUCCAGGUAGCCAUAUGCCGCUUAAUCUUCGAUUUGAUGAUCCACUGUGUCCAACCUGCAUUACUUUCAAAAGGAUUGUAGUAAACCCCAGAGGAAGUCAUCUUUUUCUGCUAAAUAAACCAUUGCUAUCAAGAGGCAAUAGAAAAUGGUCUAUGAAUUCUUCUGAUCAGCUUCGAAGAGACUAUAUAAGUAUUGAGCCAACUACUGGGGAGUCUCUAAAUGGUGAAGUUGUUCAAUUAAGAUCCACUGAUAGGGCUGGGAUUGCUAAUUUGCAAAGUGUUAAUAACUUUGAGACUUCUCACUACAGACCUAAAAUGUUUGGAAAUAGGUUUCUGAACUUUGUACGCCUAAGCUCUUUACUUAACAAUGCAGCAGAAUCAUUCUUUAAGAGUGAGAUUCGGAGGAGGUUAUUUGUGACGGCUGUACUGAUCUUAAUCAGCCGAAUUGGUUAUUUUAUUCCUCUACCAGGAUUUGACCGCAGGUUAAUACCUCAAGAUUACCUUAGCUUUGUCUCAGGAUCUGCUGCUGAUGAACUAGGAGAUUCUGCAGCAGAGCUAAAAAUGUCCCUUUUUCAGCUUGGAAUCAGCCCCCAGAUAAUAGCAUCAAUAAUUAUGCAGGUGCUCUGUCAUGUUGUUCCAUCCUUUGUAAAGCUUCGGAAGGAAGGCUUAGAUGCCCAUGAGAAGAUUAAGAGUUAUAUAUGGUGGAUGUCACUUGGCUUUGCAAUCUUGGAAGCUGUGAUAGUCGCUUGUCAUUCACUUCCAUACUCAAUUUAUGCAGCAAGUUACAGGGUUAAGCAUGUGAUGGUGACUGCCUUUUUGUUGGUUUGUGGUGCAAUGACUAUGACAUGGAUCUGCGAUACAAUAUCAGAAUCUGGAUUUGGUCAAGGCUCAUCCCUGGUUAUUUGUGUUGGAAUAUUGACUGGCUACACAGACACAUUGUACAAGAUGUUAACUCAGCUAUGGGGAAGUGCUGGUAGUUGGUGGCCUUACAUGCUCAUGGUGUUGAGUGCUUUUACUAUAGUCACCAUGUGGGCAGUUGUUGUAACUGAGGGCUGCAGGAAAAUAAAGCUGCAGUAUUAUGGAUUCAAACUUGCAUCUGCUGCAAGAGAAGAUUCCCCAAUUACUGAAGUUGAGCCCUAUAUCCCCUUUAAUAUUAACCCAUCAGGAAUGCAGCCUGUACUCACCACCACUUAUCUCUUGGCAUUUCCAAGUAUUCUUGCAAGCAUACUUGAUUCACCGUUUUGGAGACAUGUAAAGGAGAUAUUGAAUCCUGAAACUUCUAUUGGUGCAGAGCCUUGGGUCUACUAUUCAUUAUAUGCAUUUUUUGUCUUCCUAUUCAAUAUUUUUGAUAUUGCAAACUUGCCAAAGGAAAUUGCGGAUUAUUUGAAUAAGAUGGGUGCCAGAAUUCCAAAUAUAAAGCCUGGGAAGGCCACUAUUGAAUACCUAACAAAGAUACAGGCAUCAACACGUUUUUGGGGGGGGCUAUUGCUAAGUGUUUUAGCAACUACCUCAACCAUACUUGAUCAUUGCUUACGCCGUAUUAAUGAAGGCUUUGCAAUUGGGUUUACAUCAGUCUUAAUAAUUGUGGGUUCCAUCAUUGAACUCAGAAGAUCCUAUCAGGCAUAUAAUGUCAUGCCGAGUUUAAGCAAAGCUCUCAAGCGAUAUGGUGUAUAACCUCUCAAGAAGCUUUUUGUGCAUUUCCAAGAC
Molecule: messenger RNA, 1840 nt
Organism: Rubroshorea leprosula
Lineage: Eukaryota; Viridiplantae; Streptophyta; Magnoliopsida; Malvales; Dipterocarpaceae
Source: the annotation of a GenBank genome assembly